UCAUUCCAUAAAAGAAAAACAGAGAGAUCUUAUAUAUACAAAUUAAGAGAAUUAAAUUAAGUUAUAAUCAUGAAGGCUGUCGCAGUACUAGUUGUAGUUGUGCUAGCCGUGGUACAACUAGCAAUGGUUGCUCGGGGCGCAGUCACUUGCGGCCAAGUGGAUGCUAAUUUGGCACCCUGUGUCCCAUUCCUGACACAGGGUGGUGAACCCGGUGCAGCCUGCUGCAGCGGGGUGAAAACCCUAAAUAGUUUGGCUAAGUCGACUGAUGAGAGGAGGACUACUUGCAACUGUGCUAAGGCUGCAGCAAAUCGAUACCCCAAUCUUAAAGAUGAUGCUGCGCAGUCUCUCCCUAGCAAGUGCGGUGUAACCCUGAACGUCCCUAUCUCCAGGACCAUCAACUGUGACACAAUAAGUUAAAUUCAGCUGCGCAGUUUCGGGUUUAUAUAACGCAGCGGAGAUUCAAAAUUCUGUUAAUUUACUUUGUGUUAUAUGUGUUAAAUAAAAUCAAGGGUAGUUAAACCCUUUGAAGUUGUAAAUAUACUCAAUUACUAUGUAGUAAUUUGAGUAUUUUUUACUAUUUUACCAAUGUAUAUAUUAUGUCUAUAAUAAGAGUUCAAAUUAUCUAUAAA
Messenger RNA from Capsicum annuum, 629 nucleotides. RefSeq names its product non-specific lipid-transfer protein 1. Gene Ontology annotation, cellular component: membrane. NCBI's taxonomy places the organism in Eukaryota, Viridiplantae, Streptophyta, Magnoliopsida, Solanales, Solanaceae. The record is from RefSeq and is a predicted model, not a curated record. Gene Ontology annotation, biological process: lipid transport. The transcript has 2 exons. Bases 70 to 417 code for a protein of 115 amino acids. Gene Ontology annotation, molecular function: lipid binding.